AUGGCGAAUAACACCUCUAACAUCAGAGCUGCGCUACAGACUAUCAGCCAAGCAUCUACUGAGUCGCUUGUACCACACAUCUGGAAGCUAUGUGAAGCCAAUGCCGCUAUUGCAAAGGCUUUCUUAUCUCUUAGUCGAAAAUUUUGCGAAGAAACUGGGCAACUCGAAACUCCAGCUAAGGACUUAGCGACGCUAGAAGAUACUGACCUUGCAAGUUCUCAGGCUCAGUCCCCAACCAUCUUGAGAGAUAAUACAUGGCAGGACGUGUCCCAGGGGACUCUGCAGCAGUACAACUCUCGGCGUGGCCGACCAGAGAAUGCCAUUGUGAGGCUUGCACAGUACUGGGUUCAGAGGAGACUAGCAGGAACCAGUGUACUCAACGUCGCAGAUGAACAAGGGGUGUUAGAUGAUAUACGCAAGGCUGUAAUUUCAAGCACUCCUGUAUUCUUAGCAUUAGUAAGAGGUAUAAAGAAAAGAAGGUCCGCAAUCAACUCGCGACGCUAG
Molecule: messenger RNA, 504 nt
Organism: Exserohilum turcica Et28A
Lineage: Eukaryota; Fungi; Ascomycota; Dothideomycetes; Pleosporales; Pleosporaceae
Exons: 1
Coding region: 1-504 (167 amino acids)
Source: RefSeq, a predicted model, not a curated record